Molecule: messenger RNA, 5057 nt
Organism: Passer domesticus (house sparrow)
Lineage: Eukaryota; Metazoa; Chordata; Aves; Passeriformes; Passeridae
Gene: SLC13A1
Product: solute carrier family 13 member 1
Exons: 15
Coding region: 36-1853 (605 amino acids)
Biological process (GO): transmembrane transport
Cellular component (GO): membrane
Molecular function (GO): sodium:sulfate symporter activity
Source: RefSeq, a predicted model, not a curated record
UUUCUUCAGGAAAGUUCAUCUAACAGCCAUCAACCAUGAAGAUUCUUAGCUACCUCCUGGUUUACCGAAGGUUCCUGCUCAUUGUCCUCACCCCACUGCUUUUACUUCCACUUCCUCUUAUCAUCAAAACCAAAGAAGCAGAAUGUGCAUACACGUUGUUUGUAGUUGCCAUCUUUUGGCUCACAGAAGCUUUGCCACUGGCUGUUUCAGCUUUGCUCCCUGCCUUUAUGUUCCCACUGUUUGGUAUAAUGGGAUCCAAGCAGGUAGCAUCUGCUUAUUUUAAAGACUUUCAUGUGCUAUUGAUUGGAGUAAUUUGUUUGGCAACAUCAAUAGAAAAAUGGAAUCUUCACAAAAGAGUGGCUUUAAAAAUGGUGAUGCUGGUGGGUGUCAACCCUGCAUGGCUUAUGCUGGGUUUCAUGGUUAGCUGUGCUUUCUUGUCCAUGUGGCUCAGCAACACCUCUGCUGCUGCCAUGGUGAUGCCAAUCGUAGAAGCUGUAGCUCAGCAGAUCAUCAGAGCUGAAGCAGAAGCUGAUGAGCUGGAGAUGUCCUGCUCUAAUGGCUCCAUCAACCCCGCCCUGGAGCUGCACGAAAAUAUAGGAGAAUAUGAAAAUCCAGAUUGGAAAGAGAAAGAAAAACCAGUUAAUGGAUAUAACAACAAUGUGGAUAGUACUACAUGCACAGUUGAAAAAGAAAAUGGAAAAGGAAAUGAGCAGAAUCUACCACCUGCUGAAGCAGAGAGAAAAAGCAGAAAUGACAAAUACAGUGGGAUUUUCAAAGUGAUGUGUUUGUGUGUGGCUUAUUCUGCUACCAUUGGAGGACUGACCACAAUCACAGGAACAUCGACUAAUCUGAUUUUUGCUGAGCACUUCAAUUCACGCUAUCCAAACUGUCAGUGCAUCAAUUUUGGAUCCUGGUUUGUCCUUUCCUUCCCCAUUGCACUUGUUAUUCUGCUGCUCUCCUGGGUCUGGCUCCAGUGGCUUUUCCUUGGGUUUGAUUUAAAAAACAUGUUCAAGUGUGGUAAGAAGAAAACAGCUAGAGAAGAGGCCUCAUCACAGGUGAUUCAGGAGGAGUACAAGAAACUUGGACCAAUUAGCUACCCAGAAACUGUUACACUUGUCCUGUUCAUUCUAAUGACCCUCCUGUGGUUCACCAGAGAUCCUGGCUUCAUCCCAGGAUGGUCUUCACUUUUCCCAAAAUAUAAAAGCUAUAUUACGGAUUCAACAGCUGCCUUAGUGAUAGGCCUCCUGUUCUUUAUUAUUCCAGCAAAAACAUUGCCUAGGACAUCGAAUGGAGAAAACACUGUUUCUGGCUACAUUCCACUGAUUACUUGGAAGGAAUUUCAGUCAUGCAUGCCCUGGGAAAUAGCUAUUCUUGUUGGUGGCGGGUUUGCACUGGCAGACGGCUGCGAGGUUUCAAAACUUUCUGAGUGGGUAGCAAGUAAAUUGACCCCUCUAGGAUCAUUACCCUUGUGGCUGAUUAUCCUGAUAUCCUGCCUUAUUGUCACUUCAGUAACAGAAGUAGCCAGCAAUCCAGCUACCAUUACAAUCUUUUUGCCUAUACUAUCUCCUUUGGCUGAAGCCAUUCAUGUGAACCCACUUUUCAUUUUGAUACCUGCUACUUUGUGUACUUCCUUUGCAUUCCUGCUUCCUGUAGCAAACCCAGCCAAUGCCAUUGUGUUUUCAUACGGUCAUUUAAAUGUUAUGGACAUGGUGAAAGCUGGCUUGGGCAUUAACAUCAUCGGAGUUGCUGUAGUUAUGCUUGGGAUUAUGACAUGGAUAGUGCCUAUAUUUGAUCUCUAUACUUACCCAAGUUGGGUACCUAACAUUCCAUCUAUAAAUGGCACUGGGCUGUAAAAAAAAAGAAAAAGUUUCCUUUUCAUUUUUCACAUGUGGUGAGUCACUUAAAAUGCUUUCUAUCACCACAAUGAUAAGGAUCUACAUUACUAUAAAUGCUGUAUUUCACAGUCCUAGAGACUGAUGAUCCAGUCUGAGAGUCUAAUCAGGAAGAGUGCUAGACUUUCUAAAGAGCAUAGUUAGAUCAGUUUUCUAAUCUAGUUCAGCUAGUCUGAAUUUUUAUAUCUUCAUGUUAUGAAGGAAAAAAAUAAAUGUGCAUAGCCAUUAUCAUGGGCAAUUUGCCCCCAUUCUCAGGGUAGCAGAAUAAUUAAAUUUAGAUUUUAUUAUCUCAAAUACAAAUCCUUGUUAUUACUUAUUUGGGGGUUGUCAGAGACAUGUUGGUUUUCUGUUUUCUAGACUCAAGCUCUGUUUGAAACAGUGUUGAUCACAAAAAAAAGAUCAGGGAGGGGACUGUCUUGAUCGCACAGUUUACAGACCAGUUAAAAAUGCACAAAUAAUGGAGAAGAGCAGCAUGACCACUUACACAGCACUUUAUCUAUUAAGCACCUUGUAACCUGGAAGGAGAAUGCAUACUUAAGCAUAUGUUUAUGCUAUGUCCUCCCAGGACCUCACUAAAAUAUGUUGUUGCUCUCGUAAAAGAAAAAAGUAUACAUUUCUCUGGAUAGACAUAUGUUGAUUGAAAUCAGCUGAUCUGUACAAAUGGAGACUAAAUUAUCAUCGUACCUCUCUGCCAAAAGUAGAUAUAUCUGCUUGAGGAAUGAAACCAUAAGACAGUGCUGAAGAUUUAACAGUCAAUCUGUCCAGCACGUGAAUCUUCACCAGGAGGCCCAUGAUAUCUGCAGGACAGGUGGCACUUUAAGGUUACUAGACUGUGUUAAUAUUGUAAUGUUCUAAACAAAAUAGUGUAAUGUGGUCAGAAUGUAAGUUGGAGUUCAAAGAUAUCUACAAGUAACUAUAUUCUAUUUGGUUGUUACACAUUUUUCACCGUACAGACAAUAGCUUUACUUGUUGUGAGGAUCUGUGAGAAUUUAUAAAGAGCAUGUAGUCUGAAUGUAGUCUGAACGAAGGCUGCAUGUAUUUAGAUUGGGUAAUGCCUUGGGAUAUCCAUAUGAUAGUUGUAAACAUCAAUCUGUGUUUUAAAGAUAGUGUCCAUUUUUUCUAAGAACAACAACAACCAAAAAAUGCUGUUGGUUUUUGAUUAAUGGUCUACAUUUAUUUUUGGUACUGCAUAUGUCAGUCAUGACUUCUGUAAUGCCAGGAUGCAGUGUAUAACAUUGUAUAUGUAGCUUGUUACCUGGAACUAUUAGUUGCAGGUUCAGCUGCAACAAAUUAUUAAAGAAGCACUUUUUCUUAACGAAUGAUUCUGUGUAGGUAUUGAAGUAAGUAUUGGUGCAUGACACCAUGCUUUUAAGCCUGAUUGAGGCUGCUAUCACAAUUUUUUUUAUGCCGUGGCAAAAUAGGGCUAUGACCAUCACUGGGGCAAUUAGGAGCUGCCACUAUACAAAUAAUGCUUAUUGAUCCCCUGUAGCAAUGAUCAUCAUUACAGAUAUACAACACUUGGCUAAAUGUAGUCAGGUACCUAAGGGAAAUGCUGAUACAAGUAACUAAUCCAAGAUUCAAAUCCUGGAUUAUAUCAUAUGGUAUUUUCCCAUAAGCAUGUGCAGUGCAGGGGCUUGUGGCUUGUUCAGGCCUUUGGUCCUAAAGGCCUAGAGAGGAAGACCAGCAAAGAGUGCUCUUACUUAAAGGUAUCACUUUCCAAUGUUGUCAGUAAUUUCCCUAUUAUUCAAGAGCAGUGGAAACAGUAAAUCACAAUAUUUCAAGUAGAAGAGAUCUCAGAAGUAUCCAGUCUUGCUCAAAGCAAGAUUGUUACUCUGUUCAUACCAGGCUGCUCAGGAAUUUGUUUAGUCAUCUUGAAACUCUUCAACAUGAAACCCAACAUGCACAAUUUCCCUGACUAAUGUUCUCCAGUGCUUUACUGGCCUUGUGGUGAAAUAUUUUAUCUUUAAACAAAUGAGCAAACAUAUCAAUUUCAGGUUAACACACUCAUUAUUCUCCCUUUUAUUUGGGAUAGAUUCUUUUCUGUUUGUAAAACCAGUUUUUUUUUUUUACUUUUUCAUGAACAAUGAAAAAGAGAAGACAGUCCUCUUUAUGGCCUUAUGUUCACCAUUCCCACUGGAUGUGGUAUUUUUAAUCUCCACAGGUCUGAUCUGCAAAGCCUUACAAUCAUGUCACAACUGUUGUUUAGCCAAAGGAAAUCUGAUAACUGCUCCUGAGCUGACAUCGAGUUUUAUGAAUUUUCCCAAAACAGAAUUGGCUAUAAUUGGUUAUAACCUUGGCCCUGAAAACGACAAUGAGGUCUACAGGUCCAUGAAUGCACUUUUCAGGCUUUGACACCAGUAUUAUCUCAGGCUGCAUAUCUUCAUGGAAGAAAAUAACCAUUUUGCACCAGUUAAGAGAACUCUUGAGGAGCUGUCGACCAUAACAAGUGAUACAGCUUUCAGUAAAGUUAAAGCUGUUUGUGCCAGUUGAUUUUCAGACAUUCAUUUUCUUUACUUUCUGUCUUAUUCAGAAAAUCAGUAUGACAACAAAAACAUGUCAUGUCUGAACCCUCAUGUAAUUCAGACCACAGAAUUUCCCAAAAUUAUUUUUUCAGGGAAGACAUUAUGGUUCAGUAUCUUAGUAAACAAGCAAAAAUAAUAAAAUUGUUCCAUGAAGGAUGCAUUUUUAAAAACUAUUUUCGCUAAAAUUGGUGUAUGCAGUGGAUAAUACACAAAGAGACAAGGGAGAGAUUUGUAAAGUUGGUCAUGACUUGAACCUCAUGUUUUUGUAAUUUGUUGAAAUGAACACAGAAUUAUAUAUAAACCGACUUUCAGCAACCAACAUCUUAAUUGUGUCAUAAUGUACUAAAUUAGUGACAAAAGUAAAUGAAUAAGCAUGAUGUUUUUGGAGACUGUAUCUUGUAAGUAAGGCAGUUAUGAACAAUUAGGUUGGUAGUACUGGGAAAGUAGGCUCUCAGCAGGAUUAUUAACUUUUUUUGCCAGAAGUUUAGGGAAUGGGUGAGACUCAACAUUUGAGAUUAUUUGUUGUUAUUACUAACUUAUUUUUAAAGCUUUUAGGAAUGUUUUAAGUAAAAAAUUAACAACCCUGCAGUGCAGGGAUUAAUACUGAUAUUAUAUUCCCUACCUGACAUCAUUGAAAUGGAGG